GAAGAGGAAGAAAUAUACCAUUAUCAGGAUGAAAUAUAUUUCUUAUUCACUGAUGUUGGUUGGUUACUAUGUGACCAUUACUCUUCAACAUGAUGCAUUCAGAAUGGAUGAAAGAGAUGGAGUUUAUAAGGAGUUAUUUUAUCCAAAAGAAGAUUACACCAAUCCGACAAAGGGAUACAGUAUCAAUCACUUGCCUUUAUUUGCAGAACAAAAUUUCACCUUUCCGUAUGAAUAUGUUGCAAGAUUUAGAGCAUAUUACAUCUUAAAGAAAAGCCCUCAUCAACUGUACAUGACCUGUUCGGGAUUAUGCAGAAUAUCAUUUAGUUUGCAAUGCAUGGACCCAGAUAAUACUGCGUUCACAGUUGUGAAUGAAGAAUAUCAUAGUGAAUCAAAAAAUAUUACAAUCAACUCUGCACUUCGAAAGCGAUAUUGUAUUACGGUGUAUCAUCAAGCUAUGACCGAUCAAAGUAACUGGCUAUUUGUUGGUGAGAAGAAAAAUAACACUCUGUCGCCCAUUACUACUUAUGUCGCUCCACACUUUUUUAGAAGAAAGAAGAGCAUUGCAAGAUUUUUUCGGAACGUUGGAAGUUUAGAACAGCUAAGAUCAUCUCCAAACUUUCCGAACUCGCCAGAUAUCAUCACCGCACCGGAAUUUUUUCAAAUAAACGCUUUACCUGUACGAUUUUCCGACAAUCCUGAUGAAACGGUGGGAAUAUACCUCGUGAUGUAUGGGCGAAUAGUUGAAAGAGAGGCUGUAUUUGAAGUGAAAACAUCUGUUGGUUCCUCAAGUCUUAAGUUGGAAGUGGAUGGAAAAGAUAUAUCCAUCUCAGGACAAAAAAUGACAACUAAACUCCUCUUUGGAAGAAGUGAGUACAUUCAUGUCUAUCUCACAGCGGUUGGACGGGUAGCAGACAUAGUUCCAUUGUCUCUAUUUGAAACGAUUAACGGAAUCUUAAUUGGAGAAAAUUUUAUCACCUCUGGCAUUUCUAGUGAGAGAUUACUUGCCAUUAGAAACACCGUAGCAACAGCUGACACCAUCACAGUAGAAAUACAACGACCUUCAGCGCUUGGUUUUAACAGCACCUUUUAUGUGUCCUACAAAGAAGUGGAAGCAAGUGAAUUCACAAGCAAACUAGUUUCCACAAGUUCUACGAUCACAGUGACAGGGUUAAAAGUUCUGACAGAUUACCAUGUUCAAUUGACGGCAACAAAUUAUUUACGAGAUUACGAUGUUUUUACGCCUGUUGUUUCAGUUACAACGUUGGAGGGAGUUCCGUCGAAAGGUCCUGAAAAUGUUGUUGCGCACACAAUAAAUUGUCACCAUGUCCGCAUUACAUGGGAUCCGAUAAACGCUACUUUGACGAAUGGAAUUUUGGUUAACUAUUUUGUUCAGUAUUGGAUGGAUGGCUCAGCAGAACCUUCUCUGCAUUCAGUAGGUCCAGAUGAUACACAGGCUAAUAUCAAUCAGUUGGAACCCUGGAAGAGUUACUUUUUUAAAGUAGCUGGGUCAACCUCUGCAGGAUUGGGAGUGUUUUCAAGCAUCGUAAAUGUACAACAAGUCUAUGCAGAUCCUAAGUUGCCACCUUUUAACAUUUCAAUCGUUACACGAAAUCCAUAUGCUGUAGACAUAAGUUGGCAGCCAAUUCCGAUUGAACAGAGAAAAUGUUUCGGUCUCUACUACAUUCGAUAUAAACCACUCAAUGACGCUGAUUGGACGGAAGUCAUCACAUAUCAGACAAGCACCACAAUUGAUCAACUUCUUCCCGAAGUAUUCUAUGAAUAUGAAGUAGCUGGGGGUAGUGACAUUUUUGGUGCUGCUAACUUUAGCAAUUCAACAAUAUUUGCUACAGAGCCUGACGUUCCUUCAAAAAGUCCUGGAAAUUUUUCUGUGAAUGCAAUAAAUUAUCAUCAUGUCCGCGCUACAUGGGAUCAGAUAGAUAUUCCUUACCGAAAUGGGAUUUUAACUAACUAUUACGUGUUGUAUUGGGAAGAAGCUUCAAUUGUAACUUCAGUGUAUCAGGCUGGUCCAAAUGAAACCAUAGCUGAUAUUGAUAAUUUGGAACCUUGGAAGACUUAUUAUUUUAAAAUAGCUGGUGAGACAUCUGUUGGACUUGGUGUUUUCACCAACGUGCUUACUGUACAACAAAUCUUUUCAGCCCCGACGGCACCACCUUCGGACAUCACCAUUACUUCGAUUAAUUUAACAUCCGCGGUCGUUAACUGGAUGACAAUCCCAGCUAACGAAAGUCAAGGCGCUGAGAUAUACCAUGUUCGAUAUAAACAACUCGUCGAUGCUGAUUGGAGAGAGGUUACCACAGAUCAAAUGAGCAUGAUAAUUAAUCGUCUUGAUGCGGAAAUACCUUAUGAAUAUCAAGUGGCAGGGAAAAAUGCUUUAGGUGUUGGAGCAUUUAGUAAAUCGAUCAUAUUCGCUACAGAGCCUAAAGCAUCAUGGCCGACUAAGCCACCAACGUUAGUACAUGCUUGCUUUACAAGUGGGUCACAGCUGUCGAUAAAGAUAGGAGAGAUUCCCCAGAAUGAUCGCAAUGGUAUAAUUUUGUCAUAUCAAGUAAAUAUUAGCAGGCCAAAUGGAGGAGGGGAAACCGUUUUUAAUAUUUCCGCUGCUUCGAGAGCUACGCUCCAGUACCACAGAAGUUCUGAUCCAGUUGUUACCACGUAUAAUGUUACUAUGGCAGGUUUUACUGAAGAUGGGAUUGGUGUCAUUGGAAAUUACACUUUUCAAAACAUAUUAUGCAGAAAAGCAAGUCGAAGAUACAUAUCAAACGCUUAUUUCAACAACAAGCGUUUGAUGAAUCACGUGAUUCGAGUGGAAUAUGGUGCAUUUGAUGCUGUGCAAUGCAUGUUAACAUUCUGCGAAGACGACGCACGUUGUGAAUCUGUCAACUACAACAAAGAAACAAAAGUGUGCGAAUUAAAUGACAUGAUUUAUACUAAUCAUGCUAAAAAUUUUGUUGACGCAGAUGGCUGGAAGUUUUACCAACUAAUGGCCUCGUAACUUUUUUAGUUGACUAACGCAAAAUACGAUAUUUGCACGUUAUUACCAAUUCAAGAUAGAAACGAAAACAGGUUAAUUAAACAUUCCCAGAUUUUCUUUUUAAUGAUAUGUGGAUCUUAUUAUGAAUAUACAUUGGCCAUGAUAAAGCGUAUAAAGGUAUAAAUAAGCGAAAACAGUGGGGCAGACUUUUUCUAAUUAACAUUUUUAAAUCUCCAUUUUUUUUCAGUAAACAUGGAUUUUUCAACAUAACGAUUUUCGAGCAAGUGUAUGAUUUGUGAUGAUAGAAAAAUAGUUCCAUCCUAUCCUUCCCUUAUAUUAAUGGUAAAUAUUUGAUAUACAUGGGAAUAUGAAAUAUUAUAUAUGUCAUUUUUAAGUGUUUCCACUAAAGUGUUUGCACCAAAAUCGUCUGCUUUAUUAGCAAACCACGCUUUGUAUAUAUUAUAAGGUAGCUUCUAUUGCACCAUGGAGGUAGAAAUAAGGAAGGAAAUUGAACUCUUUUGUUUCUAUUAAAAUCAUUCGUGAUGCGAUCAGUUGCAAAUCUGUUCAUGUUGUCAUUUUAAAUUCUA
Molecule: messenger RNA, 3579 nt
Organism: Hydractinia symbiolongicarpus
Lineage: Eukaryota; Metazoa; Cnidaria; Hydrozoa; Anthoathecata; Hydractiniidae
Product: protein sidekick-2-like
Exons: 14
Coding region: 29-3013 (994 amino acids)
Biological process (GO): cytokine-mediated signaling pathway
Cellular component (GO): external side of plasma membrane; signaling receptor complex
Molecular function (GO): cytokine receptor activity; cytokine binding
Source: RefSeq, a predicted model, not a curated record